AUGCACCCACGCACAAGUAUUGACAGCGACUUCGCCCUCGCCAGUUCUGACAUACGUCCAACGACAAACCAGUUCAUCGUGUGGCAUGUGGCAACACCAGCCCUGCCGAGUCGAAAGGGUGCGCGGAGGAAACCAACCGAUAUGAAUCAAGCCUCAUUCUCCGAAGCGGUGGCACAUGGCGAUCUCGAGCCAACCGUAUCUGAUCACGCAACAGAUACAUUGCCACCCGGUCCGUUGAGCCCGGGUGACACGGGGAACAUGCGAGCCAAUACCGACGAUCCCCGCGCCAUUGCAGGAGGGCGGUUAGGUUCAAAGGCACGGUUCCUUAAUACCGGAGUCUCAGUCGCCGUGGGCGAAGCCGGGAGCGGCAGUGACAAUGGCGGCGGUAGCAUCGAGCCCGGUCAGCGGCCCAGCUUUCAUAUCAAUAUCCCAUGGCCGCUGGUCUGUCUUCCGUUUCCGGUUGCGCUGGCACACCGUGAAUGCUCAGAACUGAGCUGA
This is a messenger RNA of Thermothelomyces thermophilus ATCC 42464, 498 nucleotides long. RefSeq lists its product as uncharacterized. The coding region runs from base 1 to 498 and encodes 165 amino acids. The transcript has 2 exons. The record is from RefSeq and is a predicted model, not a curated record. NCBI's taxonomy places the organism in Eukaryota, Fungi, Ascomycota, Sordariomycetes, Sordariales, Chaetomiaceae.